Caenorhabditis angaria is the source of this 669-nucleotide messenger RNA. The record is from the annotation of a GenBank genome assembly. Lineage: Eukaryota; Metazoa; Nematoda; Chromadorea; Rhabditida; Rhabditidae.
AUGGGAUGGUCGAAUUCCGUGAACUUGGAUUGUCGGGCGUCUUCCAGAACUGAAUUGACAGAAAAUUCCGAAAAAAUCGGAAAAAAAUCUCAGAAAACCCUCAAAAAUCUUGAAAACCCGAAUUUCAGCCAAAAAUUGUGUAUUCCAGAGUUGGAGAUUGAAUUGGAUGGUUCGAUUUUGGUUAAACUAUAUUGUAGAGCGACUUCCAGAACUGAAUUGACAGAAAAUUCCGAAAAAAUCGGAAAAAAAUCUCAGAAAACCCUCAAAAAUCUUGAAAACCCGAAUUUCAGCCAAAAAUUGUGUAUUCCAGAGUUGGAGAUUGAAUUGGAUGGUUCGAUUUUGGUUAAACUAUAUUGUAGAGCGACUUCCAGAACUGAAUUGACAGAAAAUUCCGAAAAAAUCGGAAAAAAAUCUCAGAAAACCCUCAAAAAUCUUGAAAACCCGAAUUUCAGCCAAAAAUUGUGUAUUCCAGAGUUGGAGAUUGAAUUGGAUGGUUCGAUUUUGGUUAAACUAUAUUGUAGAGCGACUUCCAGAACUGAAUUGACAGAAAAUUCCGAAAAAAUCGGAAAAAAAUCUCAGAAAACCCUCAAAAAUCUUGAAAACCCGAAUUUCAGCCCAAAAUCGUGUGAUCCGGAGUUUGAGAUUGAAUUGGAUGGUCGAUUUUCGUGA